GAGUUAUCUGUUUAAAGAGAAAAGGCGUUUAUAUUAUAAAAGCUGAAGUCAUAGUGUUUGGGUAUUUUCUUUGUGAAAAUUUUCUCUCACUUAGAACAUUUGCUGCAAGUGAAACAGCCAGAUCUCCAUCAUUGACUCUGGUCUUAGUUGAUUUUAGCAGGAUUUCUUUAUUGGAUGGGGUCGAGGGGAAAUGAGAUUUUGCAAGUUAAACUGCAAAACUCAACAUAUGGCAUUCGAUAGACUGAAGUUUGGGAAACAAAUGUAAAGGCAGAUUUUUAGUAGAAAGUUUAGUUGAGGGAGAAAGAGGUUGAUAAUUUUAUUAAAGAUUGAACAGGCAGGGCAUGGAUAGUGGCACACCACCAGGAAGACAAGAGUCUCAUACUCGGAGCUCAUGGAUUCCAGCAACACCUUGCAAGCCCAUUCAGCCAAAACCACAGGCCGGUUAUCUAAACGGCCAAGCAAAUCAGCUGGGGCAAGAAAACUGGUUCGGAUCAGCUUGCUAUACUUCUGGUUGUAGUCAGGUACCUCAAGCCUAUAAGGAUGGUGCAAAUAUUAAUAAUUGUGCGCAUAACUGGAGCACAACUUCAACUGCAGAAAUGUUGAGCACAGGUGACAAGGUCGAAGCAUGCCACAAGUUUCCCUUGGGUCCUAUAGAUGGAUGGAAAAACGUGCCUUGUACAGAUCUUUUAGCUCUUGCAAAUGCAGCAUCGGUGUUUAGCAGCUUGACAGUGGGGGACAGUGGCAAUUCUAAUCGAGAAAUGUCAGAAUAUGAACAGCAUUCUUAUAAUCCAAAUUUCUGUAUUGGAACAAUGCCAAACGCAGUCUCUCAAAGGGCAGUCUCUGAGUAUGCUCCCAUUACACCAGACAAAGUCAUGAGAGCAAAGAGCAACCAGGUUUCUCAAUUGCAAAUCUCACCUAUAGAUGACAGAACAAACCCAGAAAGCAAAGCACAGAAUAAUGAAUUUGCUGCCAAAAGGGAACCCAACAGUAUCUGGUGCAAUAGAGAAUUAUUCCAGCCUCAUACAGAUACAUCAGUUGCAGCUGCUUCCACACAGUUACAGGUGAAUCACAACCCUGACAAGCAAGAAAGUCAUGCUGUUGAUGUGAACAAAACACCCCAGCCUAAACCAAGGAGGAAAAAGCACAGGCCGAAGGUGGUCAUAGAAGACAAAUUCAAAACUCCAAAAUCAGCAAUCACACAGCCUGCUGGUUCUGGUAAGCGGAAGUAUGAGCGAAAGAAGGGACUCAACAAAGACUCAACAUGUUCCCCAGAAUGGCCAGUUGGUGAAUUUGUUGAUCCAAAAACACUAGAGCCAUCCAAGGAAUCAUGCAGAAAGACCUUAAACUUUGACAAGCAAGGGCAAAAUAGAGAGGAAAACUCUACAUGCAAGUCCUCUGAUUUAGUUUCAGAAUCGGGGGCAAAGGACUUCCAUGAAAGAGGAAUUCAAUCAAAUUCAUCCUUACAGCUUAAUGAAGGCUUUGAAUUAAUGACUCUAGAGCCGGUGACCCCAAUGCCUGCCAGAUCUAAAACAAAUCCAAAAGGUAAGAGGAAGUAUGUGAGGAGACAAGGACUUAACAAACAUUCAACUUCUUCCCCAGGUGAAGCAGUAGCAGGAGACUGCAACAAUCCAAAACCACCUGAACCUACCAAUGAAUCAUGUAGAAUUUCUGAUGCAGGACAGCCUAAAGAUGAAUACUUCCAGUCAAGAUAUUUAGAUUCAGUUUCAGAAUCACAUGGAAAUGAAUUGAGCAAAUCAGAAUUGAUUGUGGACUUCAGCAAAUGGAUUGAAGCGAUGACUCCAAUGCCAGCUGAUUCAAAGAGAAAACCGACUGUUAAGAGAAAGUAUGAGAGAAAGCAGUGUCUCAACAAAGACUCAACUGUUUCCCCAACUGAAGUAUCUGUAGAAUACAGUGACCUGAGAAUACUUGAACCUACUAAGAAGUCAUGUAGAAGGACCUUAAAUUUUGACAUAGAAGCACAAAAUAGAGAUGAAAAGUCUACUUGUGGGUCGAGUUUCGCUUUAGAUACAGAAUCACAGCCAAAUGAAGAAAUUGAAUUGACAAUAGAAAAUACACAAGCAGGCAUUGCCUAUGAUCUCAGCUGUUCAGUGAAUCAAAAGCUAAAAGAUUACAUGUCAUUGCCUGCAGGACAGAAACCAACAGUGCCUCUUCCCACUGAGACUAAUGCCCAACAACAAAAAAAGAAUCAUAGUUUCAGAAAAGAUGAUAGUACAGGAUGCACAGGUCAGGGGGCUGUGAAUAUUGAGCAGGAAGCUACUACACAAAUGAUGUUGCAAACAGAGACUCAACAAUCACCAGGAAUCACAAAUGAAUCCAAAUGCAGCAACUGCACAAUCUUCAUUGAACCAGGACAGGCAUGGGGAUUAAAGAGAAAGUAUACCAGUGCCGUUGAGCAGGCAGAAGCCAACAAUUCAAAUCUGAUUGGAAUCCACUAUAAUACUUUACAAGCAUAUCAAAACCAUUGGAUUCCAAAUAUUCACAAGAAAAAGAGAACUGAGAAGGGGCAAAACUCUUCUACAUCUAGCGCAUCAUCCUCUGUGACCACUGCAACAGAUGUCAAAAUGGAAACAUGCUAUCAACAUGAUACCAAAGCAGCUUCUUCUGUAUCCAAAAUCAAUAACUCUAUUUCCACUCAAUGGAAUGCAAUUGGCAUUACAACACUACGAGAAGCAGGAAGCAAUCUUCAAGAUAAACAGAAGACCAUUGAGGAUAUCCUAGCUUUAAUACCAACAGAGAGACUGACAAAAAGGAGAUCCAAGGGUCUUACUCGGGUUCGGGACUUGGCUUCACUAACCAGAAUGGCAGAGUGUGGAAUGCUACCAACUUACCAAGGCAACCAAGGGCAGUUGGAUUGUGAUAUGCAACAAGUUGGGAAUUCACAGAGGCGUCACACAUGUAUAGAAGCACUGGUAGCAGAGGUGCGUGAGACAUUGGCUCGAAAGAAACGGACUAAGAAGAGAAACUCUUUCUUCAAUUCAGCAUCCUCCAGUACUAAUGAAGCCCAAAAGCAGCAAAAGUUCAUCUCGUAUAACCACCACCAGUUCUCAACCAAGUCAUUGGGUUCUCUUCCAGAACUAACAUGGACACGAAUAAUCUCCAUUGAUGCACUGACUGAGCAAUUAGAGAAACUUGACAUCAACAAAGAAAGUGGCCACAUUGAUCACCAGGAGCAGAAUGCCCUUGUCCCUUACAGCAUGAGAUACCAAGAGCAGAAAGCACUUGUCAUUUAUAACAGAGAUGGCACAGUUGUACCAUUUCAUGGCUCAUUUGAGAUUCUAAAGAAGCGACGUCCACGGCCUAAGGUAGACCUUGAUGAAGAAACUAAUAGAGUAUGGAAGCUUCUAUUAGAAGAUAUCAACAGUAAAGGUAUUGAUGGAACAGAUGGGGAGAACAGAAAAUGGUGGGAAGAAGAACGGAGAGUGUUUCAUGGUCGUGUUGACUCAUUUAUAGCUCGCAUGCAUCUUGUGCAAGGGGACAGACGCUUCUCUAAAUGGAAAGGAUCCGUCGUGGACUCGGUGGUCGGAGUCUUUCUUACUCAGAAUGUUUCAGACCAUCUUUCUAGUUCCGCAUUUAUGUCACUUGCUGCACAAUUUCCACUCAAGUCAAAGAACCAGAAACCAUGUUAUGUAGAAGGAACUAGUUCAGUGAAUGAAGAGCCAGCAGUGUACAUACUGGAUACUGAAGACGCUGUAGAAUGGACUGGAAAGACAUCAAAUCAACCAGCUUGUGACCAGAGUUCCAUGACCUUCCACAAUACCGAGAUUAAUGAAGAGAAAGAGGUCAUCAGCAGUAAUGAAUCUUUUCGAAACAGCAGCACUGUCAACUCAAUAAAUAAGUCAAAAUGCCGGCUGUUGAAUUCUUGCGUAAGUGAUUCAGAAGCAUGCUAUGAUACAAUUCUGAACAGAUCAACCAUACAGAGCACUGGAACAGAGACAAUAUGUUCUGUAGGAUAUAGAAUAGCAGCCGAUCAUUUACUUUCAUCUCAAAGUUCGGUGGUUUCAUCUCAAAUUUCCAUGGAUUCUUCAAUUGCUGAAAAUGCUGAAAGAAGCAAAUCAAGCUUUGAUAAUAACUCGGAGGCAGCAGAUCUCACUCAUGGGUCUGCAGCCAACAGCUUUGAUGAAUGUUCUUUUGUGGAGCUUAUGCAGAUGGCAAAAUCUAAUAAGCUACCUAAAGUUUACAACCAUGGAGAUGUCAAUAUCUCAUCUGAUGAGAACUCAAAGCAUGAAACUGAUCAAUUCCAAACCGUGGCAAAUGGCAGCCCAAGACAAAAAGUGGAAGAUUUAGACAGUCCUAAAGACUUUUUAGGAGAAUCAAAUAUAUCACCCAGUACUUUCCAUCCAUAUUUUACCCAAGAUUCAGCAGUGGAAGUUGCAUGCUAUGACAUGUUUCGAGAAGAAACAGGAUCUUCUGGCAUAUCCAUGAAAAAUAAUAAAGACAGUGUGGUAGAACAACUUGCUGUUACAUCAGAAUUCACAAGUCAAACUACAGAUGCAACUAAGUUUAGAGUUCAAGAAGCACCAAGUUUUUCCAGUGAAACUAAGCAAGCAAGCAAUAGUAUGCAAGAAGGCAAGAAUUUAAGUGAAAAGCAUCAAAGUGAGCUAUCUAGAGAUUCCAGAGUUAUUGAAUUGCUGGCCAGAGGACAAAAGGAUGAAAUGCAACAUCAGAAUCUAUCAAACCUUUCAGGAGAAACCCAGGGCACUACAGAAAGCAACAAUGCAUGUGAUAACCGAGAAAAAAUCCAGCCAAAUACAUCAGUGUCCGACUUGAAUCAGCAUGGCUGUUUAUUUAGCAAAGAACUAAAUGAAAUUGAUGAUGAUGCUUCAAAAGCAAAAGGUAGAAAGAUUGCAAAAGAUAAAAAAAAGAACUUUGACUGGGAUAGUUUGAGGAGACAGGUGGAAGUGAAUGGAAGGAAAGAAAGACCAGAAAACAACAUGGAUUCAUUGGAUUGGGAAGCUGUAAGAUGCGCUGAUGUUAACGAGAUUGCCAAUACCAUCAAGGCACGGGGUAUGAACAACAUGCUUGCUGAACGAAUAAAGGAUUUCCUUAACCGAAUUGUUAGAGAACAUGGAAGCAUUGAUUUGGAGUGGCUGAGGGAUGUCCCACCUGACAAAGCAAAAGAGUAUCUGCUAAGCAUACGUGGACUGGGUUUGAAAAGUGUGGAGUGUGUGCGACUUCUUACACUUCACCACCUUGCAUUUCCAGUUGACACAAAUGUUGGGCGCAUAGCUGUAAGACUUGGAUGGGUUCCACUUCAGCCACUGCCUGAGUCACUGCAGUUGCAUCUUCUAGAACUGUAUCCAGUGCUGGAAUCCAUUCAAAAGUAUCUGUGGCCCCGAUUAUGCAAACUUGAUCAGCGGACUCUGUAUGAGCUACAUUACCAGAUGAUUACAUUUGGAAAGGUCUUCUGCACAAAAAGCAAACCAAACUGCAAUGCUUGCCCAAUGAGGGGAGAAUGCAGACAUUUCGCUAGUGCAUUUGCAAGCUCUAGGCUUGCACUGCCAGGGCCAGAGGAGAGAUCUAUAGUGACUAUAAAAGAAAAUAGAACUUCAGACCAAAACCCUGAAGUUCAAAUCAACAAAUUGCCCCUACCAUUACCCCAAGCAAUGGAACAACCCGAAGGAACCCAGCAAUCAGAAGCAAUAGUGGGAGCCAAUAACUGUGAACCUAUUAUUGAAGAACCAGCAACCCCAGAACCAGAAUGCCCACAAGUAACAGAAACUGACAUGGAGGAUACAUUCUGUGAGGACCCUGAUGAAAUUCCUACUAUCAAGCUUAACAUGGAAGAGUUCUCUCAGACCUUACAAAAUUUUGUUCAAGAAAAUAUGGAACUUCAAGAAGAUGACAUGUCCAAGGCUUUAGUUGCUUUAAAAGCAGAAGUUGCAUCUAUUCCUACACCCAAGCUUAAGAAUGUGAGUCAUCUACGAACAGAGCACCAAGUAUACGAACUUCCAGAUUCACACCCUCUAUUGGAAGGGUUGGAAAAACGAGAACCUGAUGAUCCAGGCAGAUAUCUCCUUGCCAUAUGGACACCAGGUGAAACGGUAAAUUCCAUUCAACCUCCUGCAUGGAUGUGCAAUUCCCAAGAACAUGGCGAAUUGUGUAAUGAGAAGACAUGUUUUUCUUGCAACAGUGUUCGGGAAUCACAGUCUCAUAUCGUUCGAGGGACACUGUUGAUACCAUGUCGAACAGCCAUGAGAGGCAGCUUUCCCCUCAAUGGCACAUACUUCCAAGUGAAUGAGGUAUUUGCAGACCAUGAUUCUAGUCUGAACCCAAUUAAUGUUCCUAGGGAGUGGAUAUGGAACCUACCACGAAGGACUGUGUAUUUUGGAACCUCCAUACCUACAAUAUUUAAAGGUUUAACAACAGAAGGUAUCCAACACUGCUUCUGGAGAGGAUUUGUUUGUGUGCGAGGAUUUGACCAAAAAACACGAGCACCCCGGCCUCUGAUAGCUAGACUGCACUUCCCAGCAAGCAAGUUGAACAAGACAAAAGGUAAUGGAGAUAUAGGUGAUAAGUAGCGCAAGACAGGCGUUAAACCAGAUGCAGGUGAUAAGUAGACAACCAUGAUAUUGCAUAAAAAUUCACGACUGAGACCAGAUCCAGAAUGCCGUUAUGGCAAUGUAUGGAGAACAAGACUAACAGCUAUUCGCUCACCAUUAAAAAUCUUGUUUUCUGACCCUAUGAUGUUUGUAGCGUGUACAUGUUUAAGAAGAGUUUGUAAUUGUCUAAUUCCAGGCUCAAAUUGGAGCCCAUUCUUCA
Molecule: messenger RNA, 6780 nt
Organism: Mangifera indica (mango)
Lineage: Eukaryota; Viridiplantae; Streptophyta; Magnoliopsida; Sapindales; Anacardiaceae
Product: protein ROS1A-like
Exons: 20
Coding region: 342-6539 (2065 amino acids)
Biological process (GO): base-excision repair
Molecular function (GO): 4 iron, 4 sulfur cluster binding; DNA N-glycosylase activity; DNA demethylase activity
Source: RefSeq, a predicted model, not a curated record